This is a messenger RNA of Aedes albopictus (Asian tiger mosquito), 2594 nucleotides long. RefSeq lists its product as uncharacterized. The transcript is spliced from 5 exons. Lineage: Eukaryota; Metazoa; Arthropoda; Insecta; Diptera; Culicidae. The record is from RefSeq and is a predicted model, not a curated record. The coding region runs from base 880 to 2466 and encodes 528 amino acids.
ACCAACCACAGUCAGCGAUGGUGUAUAUCUACAGUGUGCCAUUGAGGAAGGUUCUCCAUUUCGCACAGGUACUCGCACAUACCUCUACACAACAACGACGCACUGAAGUGGGCUAGCUUCCCUCAGCCUCAGCACACACAUGGGGAGCAUGCAUGGGGAGAGCCUCUCGCCACCAGAAGGUGGCAGUCUCGCAGCACAACAGCUUUCGUCGUGAAGUGGAAGAACCGAUCAUCAGUGUUUACCGCGAAUUUGUAACGAAGUGAGGUGUCGAAUUGUAUCGCUCCACUACUGUACCGCCGGCCGAUUGACCUUGGCGCCCAAUUGCGGCAGUGUAGUGCGCUGAUUGAGAGUGUUAAUAACUGUGUGCUAUUAAGUGAGGCGAGGAUGCUGUAAUUUUUCGGUGAUUUGAAGUCGGAGUGGAAAUAUUUUUUUUUCGUUCAUGCCUGAUUGAGUAAACUGUUUGAUAAUUGUCGAACGUGCGAUGAUCUCUCCGGGAAGUCAAUAAAACUGUACGAGAGAAGAUUUAUUUUGUUUUUGUUGGUCGUGAUCUGACUCAUCCUGACAUCAGUGAGGUGAAUUAAUUUGCCGGUUGGCGGUGGCAACAAUCCGCAAAUCAUCCGUUACCUUCCGUGUCGAUCGCGCUAAAGUCGACCACAAUCUCCCAACCAGAAUGAUUCACCAGCGUCGCGUGUAGUCAUUAACCAUCGAUCAUAACAACAACAACCGUUUCACACCUGAGGUCAUCAGUCUCUACAGCCCGAGCCCAAGCUGAAGUCAUCAAACUCGCAGCUGAUCGCUCGCGAGCCCAGCCAGCCAGCGAGAAACUAGACAUCACAUUGACAUCAUUCUGGUGUUUCCCCACUACUGCUGGUGCGCGCAAUGAACAAGCUAAGAAACUUGCUUCACCACCCAACUGGCGCAAUCCUCUCCGAUGGUGGUGGUGGUGGAGCAAAAGCGUCCAACAAAGCCAACAACAACGACCAGCAGCGGAUAGAACCCGUUGUCGGCUUCAAGUUGGUGCUUGACCCGGGUUCGAGCUUUAGCUAUAGCCAAACCGACGAAGAUGGGGAUAAUAACAAUCGACAUUCGUCGUCGUCGCCGCCGCCGUCGAAUGGAAAUUCAUCGGCGUCGACUGUACCGGAACUGCAAGUUCACCUGGUCGGAGCACGCCACCUGCCGGGGAGCUUUGGACUGAAAAGCGUCGAGGGGUAUAUGAUAAAGAUCAAGCUGUUUCCCGGGACGGCCAAGUUCGAUUCAUCUAUACAGACCACAUCGUGGCCCAUGUUCGGGGAGACGUUCCGGUUUCCGCUGGUUUCUAGUCAUAAAUCUUCAUUCCGCGUGAAGAAAAACCAGUCGCACAAAGGGAAACCAGAUGAGACUCCACCGGAGAAACUGUUCAAUGGCAACUUCGUCGUGUUCACAGUAUUUGCUCUCUUGGAGCUACCACCAGGGUUCCAAUCCACACUGAAGCACAAAACGAUGACCUUCAUCCGGCAGGGCAGCCAAAGGCUCAAGGACAAACCGGUCAUCGGAAAACUAGUCAAAGACGUGGAACCGCCCGAUUCCAAAACGGCCAAUUUCGAUCAGAAACAAAACCUGAAGAAGCUGACCACAAGUGAAAGUCAGCGGAACAUCGGUUCGGUGACAUACUUCCUAGAUCCGAAGGCAUUCCAGGAGCUUUGUCGGGGACGGUUGUACCAAACCGAAGAGAUGUGGCUACCGAUUAAGGACAUCACUGUGACACAACCGGCGGAGACCCGUGCGGUGAUCUUCCAAAGCCCGAAGGGACAAGUGGAGGUAACCCUGCAGCUUUGUGACUAUACCGAAGUGCACCUGGAUAGUGAGAAGGCUUCGCAAGAGGAUCUAUCCUUUAACAUCGAAGGCCCGUACUCUCCUAGUUCAGCAUCUUCAUCAUCUUCCCUCACAAACCCGUUCCGCUUCAAGAAGGAACAACCUGCGUGUGGAUCACCCAUUCCCGUGUCCAACUCAAACAAGAGCCGCUUCAGCUUCAAGGGAGUGAAGAAGAUCGUCAAAAGCGUCAAAAACAAAGACAAAGAUCAACAAGGCUUGUGUCUCAAAAUCUCCACCGCCAAGAUCCGAUGUGGCAUCAAGGUGAAAGAAGAAUUCGAAGCGAUCAGUGAAAAGAUCUAUCUCAAAACGACGGUUCUGGAACAUGAGAUCCUUUCGGCCACCUGGAAAUCGGAACCGUUCCGGCCUGCCCUGUCCAGUCGGUGGAACCAGGACGAUUGCACCAUUGUUCUACCGCUGAGCAGUGAGAGUAACUUGGAUCACAUUUCGAUACGCGUUGCGCUGGCGGCCAAAAACAAAAUGGGCAAGAAGAUUUACCUGGGGCAGUUGUUCAUGGGACCGAAUGCACCCAGUUCGAAUCAAGUCAAACAGGACCAGUGGAGGAAGAUGGUGGCUUACAAAGGUUCGGCCAUUCCGGUGUGGCACAGUUUUGAAUGAUGUAUUUAAUGAUAGAUGUAACUGUUUGUGUCAUAAUGAUUUUAAAUUAUUAAGCAUUCAGAAGAGUGUCAUACAGUAUGUUUAACAGACCAAAUCUUAAAUAUAUUUUUAUCAGAUUAUGAUUGAGA